Messenger RNA from Cadophora gregata, 5700 nucleotides. RefSeq lists its product as uncharacterized. The transcript is spliced from 4 exons. The record is from RefSeq and is a predicted model, not a curated record. Gene Ontology annotation, molecular function: DNA-binding transcription factor activity, RNA polymerase II-specific; zinc ion binding; DNA binding. The coding region runs from base 2334 to 5204 and encodes 956 amino acids. Gene Ontology annotation, biological process: DNA-templated transcription; regulation of DNA-templated transcription. NCBI's taxonomy places the organism in Eukaryota, Fungi, Ascomycota, Leotiomycetes, Helotiales, Ploettnerulaceae.
UGCUCGCUGUCACUCACUCUCUGUGCAGUGAAUAUAGAUUUGGUUAUGAAGUGAUAAACUGCCGAUCAAUCCGCUGCUGCGAACAAAUGACUUUGACACAGCAUGCGGAUUGGAUCUAUAGCGUUCCGUCAGUCCACUAUCAAUAUCACUCCAGCCCCGGAUUGGAUUGUGUUCUAUUCACGACUCCGCAACACAAUAAACUUUACCAAACUUCAGCGAUGCGAGGGAUCCUUAGGCCGCUAUCCCCUUUCCCCUUUCUCAUAGAGAACCCUUACAUUCCGCGAUCACUUCCGAUCACCUGUCCUGUCAGCGCUUUUGUCGCUCUCGAGAGCGCCGAUUGAGAUUGACAUCGCUGUGCUGCCAAACAGGUUAACUAAGGUAACCUCCAAGACGUGAUCUUGCCAUCUUGGUCUGUUGAUGACCAUCACCAUCCAUUGGCCUGAAUCGAGCUUCCCUUCCGCUUCUAGCGCGGCCAGUAGAAGGAAGAGGCAAUCGGACAUCCUCCAGGAUUUGCAGUUGACAGACGAGAUGCAACACGCCAGCGCCAGCGCCAGCGCCGUCAGUGCCACUGCCAAGCUGGCUCGCUUGCUGCCCGCCUUUUCUCAUCAACUGCCUCAAAGCGCAUAGCACCCGACCUGGGCAGUGGGCAGUGGGCAGUGGGCAGUCUUCGACCGAGACGAUCCAUGUCGCCCGUUCAUGCUCGCAACCUGGGUUGGACAGGAGGAGGCAGGAGGCAGGAGGCAGGAGGCAGUAGGGUUGCACUGAGUCGGCAACGCGAGAGAAAGGGAAGCGUUUGCCAGACAGGCGCCACUUCAUUGGCUGCCGACCCUGCACGUACGUACAGGCCUCCUCGGCCUGAAGGCGAGGACUAGGACUGGUGAACGAGCAGUGGUGACAGGGUAGACAUGGCGAGCGGGGGAUGAGUAAGGCUGGAUAGCCAGUGAGGGAGAGAUGGAGGACGGCGAUGACGGGGCCUGGGAAUAGGUAUGGUAACUUUACCUUAGGCAGGAUAGGUAUGGUCUGGUAUGGUCUGGUAUGGUAUGUACUUCUCGAUCUUGCAGCGCGAUGCAGCACCACAAACAAAGCAGGGCCGAAGAGCUGGCUGUACCCGUACCUAAAAUCGACCACUCAUUCACUCAUCGGGCCUGGUGUUGUCUGCCAAUCUCUGGCGAGCCAUUCACACAUCGCGAAAGCGCUGAAAACGAUCCACUUUACGACGACUGACGAUUCCCUGCACCUGGCCGCCGUACUAGGACCGGUCGUCCAGACACACACAUACACACAUGUCCAGUGUCCACACACAUAGCACUGCAUAGCACCGCAUCGCACCGCAUCGCACCGCACUUUUCUCAUAUGUUCGGAAAAAGUGUGGCCGACACCAGACGACUCCUCGGAGCCCAUGCCGCCGCAGUACAGGACACUGAGGACACUGCCGUUCUGACUGCCUGGCCUGGCUACCAACUCUCUCCAAAGCACGAUAGUAGUCUUCGUCUGAGGUCUCCCACGUCUCCUCUCCUCUGCUCUCCUAUGAGUCCUGCCUAUCCUUCCAAUGCCUGCCAUUCCGUGCCAUGCUUUGCCAUGCCAUGCUUCGCUCUCUUCUUUCUUCCCUCCUCUCGACGACUGUCCUGGCUAACCAGAACUUUAGUCGUUCUCCAUCAUCCCAAUCCGUCCCAUGCUAUCCCAUGCCGGUCGUCUAUCCCAUGCCCUGCCCUGCCAUCAUCCCAUCCCAUCCCAUCCCAGUAUCAGGGCAGCAAUAUCACGGCCCCAUCUGAUUCCCGCCGCUGGCUCGCCCUCCCCCUCCAAACCCACCAUCUUCCCCUGUCAACAGACUUUGUAUGCCGCUUUACUACAUUAGGUACUAAAUCCUCUCACACCCCCGGCUUCCCCUCGCAUCUCUCCACAACAAGUCUACCUCCGUAAAGCACGCCUCUUGCUGCCCAGGACCACAUCAAUAUCUUCCAUGAUCAUGCCCUCGAAUUUCUUUCUUCUUCAGACCGUGCCUUGUCAUGUCCAUGUCCUGCAGUCCCAUACAAUACCCCGCCAAAUAAUAUAAUUGAUUGCCGCUGUCAUCCUGGUGGUGCCGUCCUUAACUCGACUGCUUGUUUCUUCUCUCCGCAUUGCCUCACACAGAGAGCCCUGCUGAUGAUCAAGGGCUCUAAGGUGCCACCCCCGGACCCAACUACGAAUAUAGAUAUAUCCUCCGACCUCCAUCUUGAACUGCCUUUCUAGAGCAACUCUUCUCCACCCUCUUUUACACUCCUCCACAACUUCAGCACGAAAUAUUGUUCAACAUUUCUACCCACCAGAAGUGCACUUGAGCAAGAACUUUCAACAUGCUAUCGAACCCUCUUCAUCGCUUUUCGGCGUACAAUGCCUUGCCGUCGAAUAACAGCUACGCAAACGGCCACCUGCCCUCCAAUCACAUGCACUCAGGGCUGCAUACUCUUGCUGACGGUUCCCAAUACGCUCUGCAACAAUUGCAACAACAUGUCGAUGUUCAUCAAAAUGGUCAAUUUCACAGAAAUCACAAUAAUAAGCACCGCCAACAUCCUUAUGGUCCUGGGCCAGGAAAUGGGAGGUCGGUGGGCAAUGGGGCUUCAGGGCCGAUUCGCCGGCGGAUCAGCAGAGCGUGCGACCAGUGCAAUCAGCUUCGCACGAAAUGUGAUGGGCAAAGCCCUUGCGCCCAUUGCGUUGAAUUCGGCUUGGGCUGUGAGUAUAUUCGGGAGAGAAAGAAGCGAGGAAAAGCUUCUCGUAAAGACUUAGCACAACAAGCUGCCGCCGCUGCAGCUAUUGGCCAAAAAUCACCAACCGGCCAGUCUUCAGACGAGCGCACUUCACCGACUGAAUCACGCAACGAAAAUGGCUCUUCCACGACCUCUGCGCAGAACGAAAAUGGUGAAUUUCGCCGUCCCCAAGCCUCCAGGUCGCUUAGCCUCAACACCACAGGGCUAGACAAGGUCUCUGCUCGUGAAGCUGUCAUGAAGGGAAGGCUACGAGCCGGCAGCCUCGAGAGCCUCGCGGAACCCCCAAAUGGACAUCAGCCUCACAUGGUUAGUCGCGCGGAAGCUGAUCAAAUCGAAAGCCCCGCGUCCCUGAAUCUUAACGGCUAUUCAAGCAUGCAUGGCUACAGACCUGCCAUGAAUCCCCACAUGAUGAAUGGCAAUGGUGGUCACCCCAACUUCACUGCCGGACAGGGAAAUUUACCCGGCUAUGAUCUCCCCUAUGCCAUCCAAACAUCAAGCCCGACGCAUUACCCGGGGAAUACCCCUGGUCCCUUUCGUUUAGGCGAUAGUCCUCUCCCCGGAUUUCCUAUGGGGUCAGAUGCUGCUUCACCGGGAGGAUGGAUGUCGAUUCCUUCCCCCUCGAACCAAUAUCAACAACACGUGACGAAUCACAGCUACAACACCACCCUCCGUUACCCCGUCUUGCAGCCCCUGAUCCCACAUCUUGGCAACAUCAUCCCUUUAUCCCUGGCUUGUGACCUGUUGGACUUGUACUUUGCAAGUUCUUCAUCGGCGUUGAUGCAUCCGACUUCACCAUAUGUCCUUGGGUAUGUGUUUCGUAAACACUCUAUUCUUCAUCCGACCAAGCCGAGACAAUGUACUCCAGCAUUAUUAGCCAGCAUGCUGUGGGUGGUAGCCCAAACGAGUGACGCAGCUUUCCUGACAGCACCUCCUUCCUCACGCGGACGUAUCUGUCAGAGACUGUUGGAACUCACUGUCGGUCUUCUCAAGCCACUCAUCCAUGGGCCAUCCAGUGGCGAAUCAUCGCCCAACUUCUCCAACACUGUCAUCAAUGGUGUUGCCUUGGGAGGCCUUGGUGUGGCCAUGCCUGGGUCUGUCAACCCAGAAGGCUUGAAUGGAGAGACUAGUGGCGCUUUUGGUGCUGCUGGAACCCUGGAUGAUGUUGUCACCUACAUCCAUCUUGCCACUGUUGUCUCAGCAAGCGAGUACAAGGGUGCCAGUCUCAGGUGGUGGAACGCAGCUUGGUCUCUGGCAAGAGAACUGAAGCUUGGAAGAGAGCUGCCUCACACAGCUGCCCAGCAACCUACUGAGAACGAUGCCGAUGCUGAUGGGGAGGAGGAUGACCUGCCAACAUCUGGCAUCAGCGAGGAAGAAAGGGAGGAACGGAGAAGGAUAUGGUGGCUGUGUUAUACCGUGGAUCGCCAUCUCGCUUUGUGUUAUAACAGACCACUUUUCCUGUUAGACAUUGAGUGCGAUGGCCUUCUCCAGCCAAUGGACGACACGUUGUGGCAAGCUGGAGACUUCUACACCGGUGAUUCAAGCAUUCAUAUUACCUCCCCGAGUGGCGCUCCACGGAUUAGAGGGAUUGGACCUAACUUUGAGUGUACCGGACAUAGCAUAUUCGGAUAUUUCUUACCCCUCAUGACUAUCCUCGGAGAGAUCGUAGAUCUCUACCACGCCAAGAACCACCCUCGAUUCGGAGUUGGCUUCAGAUCCCAGUCCGAAUGGGACGACCAUGCCAGCGAAAUCGCCAGACAACUCGAUCGCUACGGCGAGAGCCUCAAAGAAUUCGAAGAACGAAAUCUCAAGCAGGACGAACAAACCGAGGCGACCUUAGACAGCAUCGCAGCUGCCCAUCAAGCGACCACAACAGAGCAUAACGACAUCGGCACUCCUUCUGUUCGCUCGGUCCACACCGCAUCCUCCGCCCACGUCUCUGAAGCAGAUAUCCAAACACGGAUUGUCGUCGCUUACGGUACACAUGUAAUGCACGUGCUGCAUAUCUUAUUGACCGGAAAAUGGGAUCCUAUCUCCCUCCUCGACGAUAACGACCUCUGGAUCUCCUCACAAAGUUUCAUCAAUGCCACAGGCCACGCCGUCAGUGCUGCCGAAGCAAUCAACAACAUCCUCGAAUACGACCCCGGACUGGAGUUCAUGCCAUUCUUCUUCGGCGUGUAUCUGCUCCAGGGAAGUUUCCUGCUGUUAUUAAUUGCGGAUAAGCUCCAGGUAGAGGCUUCACCAAGUGUAGUCAAAGCUUGCGAGACGAUAGUACGCGCACACGAGGCCUGUGUCGUGACUCUGAACACUGAAUACCAGAGGAAUUUCCGUAAAGUUAUGCGCUCAGCAUUGGCACAAGUACGCGGCCGCGUACCAGAGGAUUUCGGUGAACAGCAAUUACGGCGGAGGGAAGUGCUAGCUCUGUACCGGUGGACAGGCGACGGGACGGGCCUGGCUCUUUAAUUGAUAAUACAAUCGAUCUCGUUUUCUUCACUAAUAUGGCGUUCUACGGAAGAUUUGAAUCCCACAAUGGAUUUUGGGUGGGCUUCUUGACUUGGCUUAGGAUCUCAACACACUAUAACGACGCGACGCAAUCUGCGGAAUAUGGAUGGAUAUGACUGGGAGGCUGGAAUGGAUAAUACUCGGCUCUGGUUGGAUAACUUUUUAUUUGUUCUUAUGACGUUGCGUCUUGGAAAUGCAACGGGGGAUCGACCAAAAAAGGAGUUCGCCUUAUUGAUGUGUAUAGCUUCAUGGGGAGUUAAAUCUUUGGGCUUGUUGGGUUGGAUUCACUGCUGCUAUUUGACCUUUCUCUUCUGUGUACGAUGGACUGAUAUUGAUCUUGGUCAUAUCAUGGUUUGGAGUCUUGACUUGCUCAAUUUUGCGACUUUUCUCUCAUCAUUGAAAAACUCAGGUAGCUUAAAACCCACCCAAAACAAUUUUAUUAUAUGUCAUACAUAUA